Candoia aspera is the source of this 1293-nucleotide messenger RNA. RefSeq names its product olfactory receptor 13G1-like. Gene Ontology annotation, biological process: G protein-coupled receptor signaling pathway. Gene Ontology annotation, cellular component: membrane. Bases 1 to 1293 code for a protein of 430 amino acids. NCBI's taxonomy places the organism in Eukaryota, Metazoa, Chordata, Lepidosauria, Squamata, Candoiidae. Gene Ontology annotation, molecular function: odorant binding; olfactory receptor activity; G protein-coupled receptor activity. The transcript is spliced from 3 exons. The record is from RefSeq and is a predicted model, not a curated record.
AUGGACCCUCACCGUCCUCUGCUGCCAGAAGAGGCAGAAAACUGGCGCCCCUCUCCUCAGGAGACGAAGUGGAGACCAGCUCGCCGGAAAGGCAAUCUUGUUCUCCUUUCCUUCUUCUCCUCCUCCCUUCUUCCACCUGACAAGAUCAAGUGGACUGCUGCCCCCGCUGGGCUGGCCUGCGGCCUUGCGGCAUUAACCACCGAUAGAGAAGAAGUUGAAGUCUUUUAUAAUGAAGUUCAGUCUGAAAUCCAUAGUAAGUGGGAUGUGCUGUUUGAAUUUGGAGAUGGGAAUGCCAGAAUUGGAAAUUGCAUGGAGGAAAAUGUUGUCAUCAACAUCAGAGACUUUGAAAAAAAGAACCAUUCAGCUAUCAGGGAAUUUGUGUUGUUAGGCUUAACAAGUUCUCCUGAAAUACAGACACUUCUAUUCUGGUCAUUCAUAUUUGGCUAUGUUACAGCUCUGGUGGGUAACUUCCUUCUUAUCUUUACCAUAUGCACUUCUAAGAAACUUCACACUCCAAUGUAUUUCCUCCUUGUCAAUCUGUCCUUGGUGAAUGUGCUCUCCAUCUCAACCACAACACCCAAAUUGCUGCAGACACUUUUGUCAUGCAAAAACACCAUCUCAUUUUAUGGUUGUAUCACCCAGGUCUAUUUUUUUAUAUUGUUCCUGGUGACAGAACUUCUGCUGCUGACAAGCAUGGCUUUUGACCGUUAUGUUGCAAUCUGUUACCCAAUGCAGUAUACACUUAUCAUGAGGAAGGAAGUGUGUGUUGCGAUAGCUCUUGGAGCUUGGUUUUUAGCACUGAUAAAUUCUUCAGUCAACUCUGGCCUUGUCCUACAGUUAUCCUUCUGUGGAUCCAAUAUUAUCAAUCAUUUCUUCUGUGAUCUGCCUCCACUGUUAAAGCUAUCAUGCUCAGACACCAGCUUGAAUGAAACUAUGGCUUCAAUAGCAGAUGUAAUUUUUGCUGUUUUCAGUUGUGGACUGACCCUAACAUCAUACGGAUUUAUUAUAAGGGCCAUCUUCAGAAUCCGUUCCACCGAAGGGAAGAAGAAAGCAUUCUCCACAUGUUCCUCCCAUCUCAUUGUCGUUAGUAUAUACUUUUCGUCAGUCAUCUACACAUAUAUCAGGCCCACUUCAGUCUAUUCUCUAAACCGAGACAAAAUCAUUUCUCUCCUUUAUUCAGUGGUAACCCCAGUUAUUAAUCCACUCAUAUAUUCACUAAGAAACAAAGAAGUAAAGGAAGCUCUCAGGGCCUUUAUUGGAAGAAACAGAACAUUCUCAAGAAAUCAACAUUAA